Messenger RNA from Dermatophagoides pteronyssinus (European house dust mite), 2520 nucleotides. RefSeq lists its product as uncharacterized. The record is from RefSeq and is a predicted model, not a curated record. Gene Ontology annotation, cellular component: intracellular membrane-bounded organelle. Gene Ontology annotation, molecular function: phosphatidylinositol binding. Lineage: Eukaryota; Metazoa; Arthropoda; Arachnida; Sarcoptiformes; Pyroglyphidae.
AUCAUUUUGAUAUAUUUUGAAACGCAAUUGAAAUCUUGCAUCCACGAUAACAUGGUUGUGGUCAAAUGAAGAAAUAAAAAUGCUGAUUUUCGAUUUGUUUAUUCUUUAUUUACUUGCAACAAUAUUUUUCCUUCUAGUCUUUUCAUUCUAUUCAUCAAUUCGAAAAUAUUUUGAAAUAUUGUAUGAUGAAAAUUGUUUCGGUUUAUCAACCUUAUUCGAUUAUAGCCGUAAUGUUUAUCGAAAUUCCAAUGAUCAAUUAAACAAAUGGAUCAAGAAACUGAGUUACAAAUGUUUUCAAAACAUUCGAUUUGAUCCAUUCCGUUAUUGGUCUUACUGUGAUCAUUAUUUCGAUUUCGAUGCGAAAAAUUCCAAAGAUUACUCGGAUGAUCAAAAUAUAAAAUUGGAAAUCAACAAAUUGUCUGAAGUCAUCUGUGUUAAUUUUAUUGAUUUCUGGUAUGAUUGCAUUCAAUCUUCAUUACCUCGAGAAGGUGAAAAUUUUCGAAAACUAAUUAAGAAAAAUCUUAAUGAAGCAAUCUAUAAUUUUUAUCUGCUGACGCAACAAAAGCUGUGUAAUGAUUCAAGUUUUGCAAUACAAAUUUUCGAUAAACUCAAUGAUUGUCUAAAGAAGAGACGCCAUUACAGACAUCAUAAAGAUUUCGAUGACAUUGAACAACAAAUCUUUUCACAAGUUUUGGAUGAUAUUUUAAUUCGAGUCUUACCAAAAGAUGUAAAUUCUUUGAUAACCAAAUGUGAUGAUGGACAUAAUUCUGUUCGUCUUUUUGUUUAUAAUAUCCUUAUUUAUACAAUAAUUUUGCCUUCUAUUCAAAAAAUUACCGAUCCUUUUUUUAUACUCUACAAUUACCUCUAUCUAUGUUCAACAUGUUUUGGUACAAUGUCGUUAGAAGAUUUUGUUUUUCGGCUUGAAAAUAAAUCUCGUUCUUCAAAUUUAGACUCGACAGAUAAUCCAGAUCAAGACUUUCGACAAGACGAAACCGUUAAUCUUCUACAUAAUGAGCAAUCAUCUAGUCCGAACGAUUGGAGCAAAGGAUUUUUCAAUGAAAUUCGUAUUAUUCAGGCAAAGAUUUCAACAUCCAAUCCAUUUACAAACAAUAACAUGAAUAAAUCGGAAAAAUCCAAAGUAGAUCCUUAUAUUGAUUAUAUUAUUGUCUACAAUGUGCUAGUUAUCGAUGAUAAACAUCCAGAUUGUCAAUCUCGUUGGCAAUCCUAUCAAGUUUCGCGCCGAUUCAGUGAAUUUCUUUCGUUUCAAUAUCGUUUGGAGAAACAUCCUGAAUAUCGUAAAUAUAUGGUACGAUUGAAAAGAAAGCCUUCUAGUAUCUAUUUUCAUCCAAAUUCAUUGUUCAGCCAUCUGAUUCCGAAAACAUCAUUUCGUAAUAGUUUGAAUGCUAACUCAACAUUUGUUCAACAGCGACGUGAACAUUUAUCGGAUUUUCUCAAUGAAUUGGCACGUGUGAAAGUUAUCAAUGAAUCCAAAGAAUUUUGUGAAUUUCUUGGCUACAAAUAUAAGACUUUGAUCGAAGCCAAACAACUUCUUGUCAAGGGUUUAUUGAACGAAGAGAGAACAGAAGGAAAAAAGAAAAUUUCAAAAUUAUCAUUACUUAAUCUAAAUCGAAUGAAAGGAUAUUUUGACAUAUUUUUACCGGUAAAAGCAAAAUUCGGUCAGUUAGCAACUCAAAUUGAAAAUCUCUAUGUCAAUCAUCAAACGUUGAAUAAAUUCUCUAUCACGCCGAUCGAAUUUGAUGAUCCGAUGGCGAAUGAAAUGAUCCUGAAAAAUAAUCUUGAAAUAUGGCGCAAAACACAACAACCAUCGGAUCAUGAUGAUGAUCAACAUUCAAAUAAAGAAUAUUGCGAUCCGAUUCGUAAAGAAAUCAAGCCCGAUGACUAUUUGCCCCUUUAUCAACGAAUAACGAACACGAUAAUAUUGUUGAUAUUUCGAAAUGAUAGAUUUAUUUCACUGCAAUUUUUAGUCAACAAGAUCAGUUGGUUUCUUAUGGUUUGGUAUGCUAAACUACAAAAUAAUUUUCGAUACAAUGAAUUUUUUCGUUCUUAUAUACAUUCAUUACAUCGAUAUAUUAACGGUGAUUGUGUUCAACCUUCAAAUUUAAUGACCUACGAACGUUUUGUUGAAUUUUUCAAAGAUUCGACAAAUGCAAAAGAAAUACUACAAAAAUAUAUCGAUUUAAACAAAGAACAAUAUGCUACACAUUAUCAACAAAAAAUUGAAAAUGGUAGGAUUUAUUACAAAUUAAUCCAGUUUGCAUUGAAUACAACAUUCAUUGUAAUUGAUUAUCAUGCAAACAACUUGAUGACAGCAUUCAACAAUCAAAAAUAUAAUCGUUUUAUUGUCAUGAAUUUAGCUAAAGUUUUUCGAGAUAAAAUUAGUGUUUGAAUUCUUAAAAAAAACAAUGCUAUUUCGAUCCAAGUAACCAAACAUAAUACAUGUGGACAUCGAUUCAAUUCAACGAUUUGUUUUGUUUUCUUUAUUUUUUCAAAUUAUUGUGA